AUGGACGUAGCGCGUGCCCGAGCAGCUGCCGCUUUUAUCGCGAUUCAUCAUAUUAUUAAAAAAAGACCAAAGCGAAAAGUUCGUUGGUGGAUGAAGAAAUUGUAUUCUAAUCGAUUGCAGUAUGGUAGUGUGGUACGACUCAUAGAAGACAUGAGUUACGAAGCCAUUGACGGUACAAUAAAAAAUUUUACAAGAAUGAUUAUAGAGUUUGAGCAGUUAAAAUCAUUAAUUGAGCCACGUUUGAAAAAAAUGUAUACACAAUUCCUUUCAAUCUUCGGCACUAUACAAUUGAAUUAAAACGCGACACUUUUCGAUAUCCAAAGCGUCGGCCGUAUUUGCCAUGCGAGCGAAUUUUUAAAACAAACAACGCGUUGCAACUGCGCGCCCUUGACCGACAAAAUUUGUCUUGUACACCGCGGCAUGUUCGAGCGCGAAAAAUUUUGAUUCGGUUCCGCGCGGCAGUCGCGCCAAAUGGAUACCGGUUGCCGCGCGAGGCCAAUGUUCGAGGGUUUGCCGCGCGUAAUCGAUACUUAGAAGAUAAGACCAUAGUUUAUACCUUGAACAUAUUAACUAUAAACUAUGGUUAAUACCAAAUCUCUACCACAUUUUUGAUAAAUGAUAAUACGAAAUAGAGUUACAAGUAAAAAAUAGCCGUGGAAGUGGUAUACACUCGCGACUAUCUGCACAGUUUAUUUUAUUAGGCACCUAUGUUAUUUAAAUUUGUAGGUAUUUCGUGCCUAUUUAAUUGUCUACUGAAUUUUUUUUUUAUUUAUAUAAAUUCAAAUAUUCAUAAUUUGCAUAUAACGUGAUUAUCGUGAUCUUUUGUUUUGAGCUUUCUAAUAUGAAUCUUCAUUGUUUAACUUAGGACUAAAGUGGUUUGUUUUUAUUUGACUUUGUUAGACAAAACUUGUAGGUAGUUACCAUUCAGUUUAUCGAUAUAAAAAUUUAUUUACCAUUUGUAUGCAUUUAUUAUAGUAGGUGUGAAAAUCAUAGUAAAAAUGAUUGAAUAUUCCGAUCAAGAAUUCGAAAAGAAACUAAUGCUUCUGAAAGAUACUCAGGAUGCAAUUCAAACGUUAUCUACAUGGUGUCUAAAACGACAUGAAAAUCACAAAAGUAUAAUUACCAUUUGGUUGAAAGCUAUAAGAAAGGUGAAAAUUGAGAAACGUUUAACUUUGUUUUAUUUGGCCAAUGAUGUCAUACAAUAUAGUAAGAAAAAAAAUUACAAGUUUGUCGACGGAUGGGCUACUGCUAUUCAAAAAGCUAUACCUUAUGUAAGGUAAGUUUAAUUCUUAUAAGACGAUGUUGUUGUUACAAUAAUAGGUUUCCAACAUGGUCACCGUAUUAUAGUUUGUUGCUUUCAACAAUUUGUAUACAAUAGUUAAAUAUAUUAUGAGAUCAAACAGCAUGCCCAUAUUAUAACAAUGUUUAAAUAUAUUUAAAUAUGGAAGCUUACAAACGUCUUAUUAAAUUAGUUAACACAUUAACACAUUGAUACACAUUACUGCUAUAGUAGUUAAGGACUCGACUGUAAUUCUAGCAUCACUCAUGUAGCUAAAUAAAUUUUGUAGUUAGUAAAAAAUAUACAAAAAUCAUUUCUGGAAGCUUGAUAACGAUUUGCAUUGUAACGAUGUUACAAACAAAAUAAUAACAAUAACCCUGAACGGGAUAUAGUAGAUUUGAUAUUCCCUGUACCAGCAGGCUAUAAAUACUUGGACAUGUAUAUCAGUUUUCUAAAGGCUAAAAAAAUCUGAUGUAAAGGAUAAACUAAUUUAUUCUGAAAUCGGGUUUGACUAUUAACAUAUACAUAACUAUACCUAUGACAUAAGAGCACUCUGUUAACGUCCAGCAUUUAUUGCCCGAGAUGUAGAUAACAUACAAAAAGAUCAACAUUCAUAUAUUUAUGUAUAUAUAUAUAUAUAUAUAUAGUAUACGACGUGAAUUCUAAGACAACGUUUAAAGUAUUAUCUAUAUAACACAUUUUUAUUUAUCCAAUCUUUCACGGAACAUUUGAUUUGUAUUGAUUAUUUCAAACAAUUCUGCAAAAACAAAACAUACUUAAUAUGCAUAAAUAAUAAUAAUUUAGUAAUAUUUAUUACAAAUUUUCAGAGAUGACAAGAUUCAAUCUAAAAUUUUAAGAAUAAUUAAAAUCUGGGAAAUGCGUGGUGUUUAUGAUGACAAUUACUUAACUGAUCUAACUGGACUGUUAACUACACCAAUUCAAAAAUUAAAGUUAUCUGAUCCUGUACAAGAGUUUCAAGUAAAGUUUUAUUUUAAACUAGUUUAUUAUUUAGUAUUCUAGAACAUAAAUUAAUAUUUAGGAGAACAAUAAUAAAAAAUUAUGUUACCUACAUAUUUUAAAAUUAUAUAAGUUAUAUAAUAUAACUUAAAACUAUUGAUACAAAUUUAUAUUACUCAUUGAUAAGUAUGUACAAUCAAAGAUUAGAGUAAUACAUUUUACUUUAGGAUUUUAGGUACGUAAGUUAUUGUUGUUUUAAAUUGAUUUUAAGAUUUUAAAUAUAAUAAUUAUCUGAUAAUAUUUUUUAACCCAUUCAAAAAUAGUUUUGAAUAAUAUAACAUUUAGUAAGACUUUAUAAGUAUUGAAAAUUCUUAGAAUAACGGGACCAUAUAAAAUAUUUGUUGUAGUCAGGUUUUUAUUAUAAACUGGUUUAGUGUUUCUUAGUCAAAUUCAGGUACUGGCAAUUUUGUAUUUAAAUUAUCUAUAAUAAUUUUCAUUUAUUUAUAGCAUACCUAUAUACAAUACAUAAUUUUUUCUCAAAAAAUAAUUGAAUUAAUGUUUGCUUUAAUUUGAUCCAUAAUUAGUAUUUUCUUUGGUUUCACUGUAAAACUUUUUCCGUUAAAAUUUCAUUAGAAAGAAAUAUUACUAUUAUAGAUAGGUCAAACAACUUUAAAAUACCUAUAGUUUUGCAGUGACCUUAUCAUUUUGCCUGUUAAUGCAGGUCUCAUUGUAUAAUGUAUUAGAUUUAAAAACAUUAAAUAUGAAUUACAAUUUAACUAAUAAAUUUAUAUUAUGUGUAAAACUCAUAACCAUAUUAAAAAUAACUAAUUUUGGUUUUAAUUAAUGGUUGUAUAAAUAUUUUAUCGUUUUUAGAUAAAUGCAUUAGCUGUUAAAAUUCGUUCUUGUGUAAAACUGGAACAAAUCACUGAUUUGAAAAUGAAAACACUAAGAGAAGGUAAUUUACCUUUAACCAGUAGUGAAGCCAUACAAAACAUGUUAAAAGGUAAUAUUAUUUUAUAAUACCAGUCUUUCAUUUUUUAUUAUUAUUUUUUAAUUAUAAUGCAGUUCUUUAAAUAUUUCUUCAUAAAUAUAUUCUUUAAUGUAAAAAUUGAACCAAUUAUUUUUUCAGAUCGAACAAGGAGUCAUGAAUUUCUCAAUGAAUUAAAUGAUGGGAUGUUAAAAAUUGAAAGUUAUAUUAAGUGCCUCAAAAAAGAAACUGUUGAUCGUGCACAGUUAAUAGAUGCCUUAGAAGUUGCUACAUCAUAUUAUGAUGAACAAAAUGGAGAAGUUAAAACUGUUGCUCAAGUAUGUUAAAAAUACAUUUUUGUGUGUUAAUUUAAAAUUAAUUCGAUAAUUAACUGUAAUGUUUUAUGUCAGGCAUAUUUCAACUACACUAAACGAGUGAAACUCUUAAAAACUAAAUUAGAAUCAGUGGUUGGUUCUAUGCCCACAGACAGUCCUAUGCCUUCACCAGAUAUUAAUGCACCAUCACCUUCAACAUCUUCAGUCUCUAUUGAAGACUUAAAUAUGCAAAAUCUAAGUUAUAACGAUACAUCACACACUGAUAAAUAUAUGAUAAAGAGUUCGGAAAACGAUAACAAUGCUGCUGACAUUUAUAUACCGACUACAAUAGUAACUAAUAUUGUUAAACCAUUUGUUACAAGUGAACCAUACAAUACUGUUCAAGGUUAGUUAAUUUAAUCUUUUAGACUUAACUGUAUUGUUUUCAAAAUAUAUUAACAAUAACAAAAUAUUGUUAUUCAGAACUGUAUGAUCCAGCUUCUGUAAGUUUUCCAGCUGUAGAAAAUCAAGAUCAACAAGCAUUAACCAAUCAGUUUCCUUAUGAUGCACCAUCUCCACCUCCGGAUGAAUCCUUCAUGUAUUCAGAAUUUCCUAAUCAAACAGCUAUAUCAUACAACAAUGAAGUACACACCAUUUUUAUUUUUCAUUGAUAUUUUACAUUUAUGUUUGUUUUUAAAAUUAUUUAAAUUUUUCAGAUGGUUAACCUUGAUGAUAAAAGUAUUGCUUAUCCUGCAGAUAGCUAUGAAGCAUAUGUACCUACUCCAAUGUCUUCUAGUCAACAAUAUAUAACUUCUGAAGUGACUAAUAUGGUACCUCCAAUUGAUUCAUUGUCACAUAUAAAUGAAAAUAUUAUUCCAGUACCUCAUAUUCUACAAACAGGUAUUUUUAAUUCAUAUUUAUUUUAUUUUAUUCUAUCUUUAAAAUCCAUUCUAUUAUGUAAUAAUAUGUAUUCAAUAAACCACAUGAAACAUAAUUUUGUUAACAUAUUUAUCUUCAAAUUAUUAUAAUAGAUUGCAAUUAAUAAGACUUACAUUUUCAGGUUGGGAUGAAACUAUUCAUAAUAAUUGGUCAAAUAAUGACACACCAGCAUCACCGCCUUUCCAUGAGAAAAUCUCUUAUCAAAACACCGCUAUCAGUAAAAUGGAUGAGGGAUCCGGUUUAAGUCACUGUACUGUCACACCAAAAAUGUCAUGUCCAUCUCAUGAUAGAGAUGACCGAAUAAACUCACAAAAAAUGAUAUCUGAAACACCUGAUAUAGAUCAUAGAAAUUUAAUUAGUUUAACGCAAUCUCCUCAUAUGAAUUCUCCAGUGGUUUCUGCAGAUGUUGAUUACCGAGCAUUUCCUAGUAUUCCUAUGCCACCUUCACCGCCUAUUAUGCUUAUGGAAGUAGUCAAUAAGCCUCAAAAUGACAAUGUUGAAAGUGUUGAUAUGGAUUUAAGUGAUGAUGAUGAGAAGCCUAAAUCUAACCAUAGUAUAAAUACUUCCAUACACUUACCUCCUCCUCCUCCACCACCACCAAUUGCUUUUGACUUUAUUGAACAACAAGGCGCAUUAGAUAUUUCCAACUCAUGGGAACAAUCAUCCCAACAAUGGAAUAAUGAAGGAUCUAAUUUUAAUGACAGAUCAAGUUUACAUGAAAAUCAGUGGAGUUUAGAACAACACGAACGGUGGAAACCUAACCAGUGGGAACAAGAGCAAAGUGAUGUAAACUUUGUUCAUAAUCAACCUCCUCGUCAGUGGUCUCAACAUGACCCUAGAGUACAAGUAGUACAACCAACACCAGAUUUUAGACCAAAAUGGAAAAGAGAAAACAAUUGGUCAAGAGGCCCUAGAAAUCUCAUUCAAUAUUCUAGAUCCAAUGGAAGAUGGAAUCAAGGACCCCGUUUUGGACCGAGGAAUCAACCUUGGUAAGUGGAUUGUUUUAAGUUAGACUUAAGACUGAGAUGAACAAAAUGUAUAUUUUUGUAAUUUAAUUUGACUAAGCUUUGCUAUUGUUUAUAUUGUCAAGUAACUACACUGAGUUUCUUGAACCUUUUUAUUUCAUUAUUAUGUAUUAUAUGUAUUAUAAUAAUUCAAGAUUUGAUGUUAAUCAAAAAGUUUAUAGAGGACAUUUUAUUUGGAUUGACAUAUUAUGCAAUGUAUUAUACCUAUCAACAAUUAUUUUACCAUGAUUCUCAUUAGACAUUAUUUCAUUUUUUAAGACAGAAUAAAUUAGUAUUUGAAUCAAAAUUGAAUAUUUUAUUCAUUUAGUUAUAAAAUAUAUUAAUAAAAAGAAUAAUCUUAUAUAGUUUUAAAAAAAUAUAUUUUAUAUCCACUUCAAAUCUGCAGUUUGUGUAUAAAGCAAUAUUUUGUUUAGUAUUGUUAUUCAAAACAAUUUUAAAUUGUACAUUUCAGUUAAAUGUAUGUAUGUAUGCAUAUGAGUAUUUGGUUUGUCUGGUAUUUUUAUAGAGGAUAUUUUGUAGUAUGUAUUUAAUAAAUCAAAAUACUCAUAGCUUAGUUAUUUUUAAAAUACAACAUAUUUUCUAUUGCAAAUUGUUAUAAAACUUUUAAAAAAAAUUUGUUCCAGAAACUUCAUUUUGAUGGGAAGGAGGUAAACUUUUGUAAUAGUUUAGUAUUACUAUAUAGGUUUUCUGGAAUUCAACUUUCAAAAGUAUACAUUUUUUAGCAAAAUACAGGUCUGGAGAGCUCUCUGAGUACCACCACUGAUUUUAUGUCAUAAGGAGAGAGGAAUUAAAAGCACUAAAGAACUAGGAAUAGGGUAGCGCCAACCUCAAAUAGUUGGGAUAAUAGGGAAGAAUUAUUAUUUCAUUAAUUAUAUUAAUUCAUUAUUACAGUACAGUCCAGAUAAAUUGGUAGUGUUAGUAUACAUUUUUAUAGAUAUAAUUAAAGAGCUUGCUGCUAUAAUGGCUGUAUAAUUCUAAUGGGAUUUUAAACAUAAAAAUUAACAAAAUAUCUACAAGGGCAAUAUUAAUAACUAGAUAAUUCUAGAUUUUAUUAUUUGUUUAUAUUUCCUUUAUUAUCUUAAAAAUACAACAUCUAUAAGUGUUUAAUUAUUAAUUUUACCUUAAACAUACAAAUUGUAUUUUUGGACAUGACUUUUAAAUUCUUAUUGUUUAGUUAGUGGCCUUUUUUUACUAGUAAAAACCAGUUAUAUGUUAUUAAAAAAUUAAUAUUUAACUAAAUGAAUAUGAUUUCCUAGGUAAAGUUGUGUUCUUUAAUUUUCAGUAUAAUGCUAUUUUAUCCUAAAUCAUACAUAUUUUAUGAUAAUAUAUUUGUUCAAUGGAAGAUUUGUUCAUACAUUUAUUGACAUCCUAUUAAUGGUUGAAUUAGAAAAAAUAAAUGUUCUGGAAUUUUCGAAUUUAUAGGUAACUGAAGUUAUUUAAACAGCAAUACACAUAAAAAGUAUUUUUUAAUUGAAUUUAGAGAUAUUUUUUAUAGAUAUAAUACAAUAUUUAAAUGAUUCAUGGUUUAAAUAAAUAAUUAUAAAUUGGAUUCAAUCAGGGUAUAUAGAAAUUAGAAUAAGAUUGAUUUUGGCAGAAUCGAGAUUAUCUUAAUUAUUAAUCUUAUCACUUAACUAACUUUAAUUUCCAAAUUGAUGUAAUUGAUACCUAUCUAAAUUUGAUUGAUGACCAUAUAAAUUACAUUUAUAAAAUAUAUAAUAUUAGAUAUAUUUAUUUAUUUACAGUAUUAAUACUGAACGUAUUUGAAAGAACAAACUGAUUUAUAUAUUUAUUCUGUUAUGUAGUUAAUAUUAUUAUUAUUCUACUAAUAAUGUAUUAAAUUAUAUUAUUAUAAUUUAAGAUUUUAUAUUUUUCUAGUAACUAAUAUUAAAUAAUUCUGAAAUAUUUAUUGAUAGUUCAAUAGACAUUAUGCUAAGAUAAUCUAUGUGCAAUUUGAAUUGUUAGUGUACCACAAACUUGUAUGUAAGUUUUUAAGUAAAUAUCCGUGAAAUUAAUUACUAUUGUAAAGUGCAUAAUAUUAUAUAUUUUUUUAUAUUCAAACAUUAACAUUUGGAUUCUCUCACACUAUUAGUUCCAACUUAUCUGGUGCGGACAGAUGAAUUAUGUACCUACCUACUAUCUGCAUAUGUUUAUUAAAUAUAAAAAUAUUUAUUUGUAAAUUAUUGAUAUUAGUUUAUGUUAUUAAAACAAUAAUUACAUUUGUUUAAUAUGUUUUAAUGUUAUGUACUAUAUACAGACUGUCCCACAGUAUUUGUCUGUUUAAAAUUGGCACAAAUAUCUAUAGUUGUUAGUUUAGACAUUUGUGAAAAUUUAUUAGUGAGUAUUAAAAUUAUUCCCAAAACGUCUAAAAAAUAUAUAGGUAGGUUAAAAAUUUCAAAUAAUUAUAUAGCUUAAAGUGUUAUAAUAUUAUUAGAAUCAUUCUUACAAUGGCUCGUGAAUUUUAUGUUAACGCUAACCAUCAGCUACCAGAGAAAAUUGUUUGCUGGUUAAUGGAAAAAAUAAUCGACUGUCAAUGCUAACAAACACUUUACAGGACAUUGUAAGAACAGCCCUAAAUGGUAACAAUAACUACUAAUUUUUAUUUUUAAUGAUUUAUUAGUUACCUAGUUAAUAUUUCUUUACUCUAAGUAUCUGUAUAUAUAUAUAUAUUUGUAACCUGAUGAAGGACCAAGAUCGAAACUAGCAGUUACCUACCAUUUAAUUUUAUAAUACUCUAGGCUAUAUUAUAAUUAUAAUCUAAUUUCAUUUCAUUGUAAAUGUAUUAUUAUUAUUAAUAAAUAUGUUUUUAUUUGAACUAUGUACUUAUGUACUCUAAAAAUGAUUCACUCUUUAAGUAAAAGAUCUAACAUUGCAUUUUCUUUAACCUGCAUAUCUAACAGCUAACAUUGACCAUAAAUUAAAAAACAUAACAAUACACAAUACAAUAUAUGUUAAAUUGAAACAUUUAUUUUAUUAUACGAAAGUUUAUUUUUAUAUUAUCAUGUAUUUGUAUCAUUUUUAAAAUUUCAAAAAAAUGUUGUAUCAUUUUUAAAAUUUCAAAAAAAUGUUGCUAACAAUCUACUUACUAAACAAAAUUAUAAUUUAUGCUUUUAUUGUUUACCAUUUACCCAGUGGACAUUGAUACUCGAAAAAAGAUGCAAUAUUAUAUACUUAUUUGAAUAAGUACAGUUGUUUAAUAUUUAUAUUGGAUUCAUUUUCCUUUAAAUUUUAUUAUACCGCCAGAUCGCGCUAAGUGUACUCUUUUUUAAAAAAUGUGUUAGGUAUCUGCUUAUUUAAUUAUUUGCGUUAUGUUAGCGGGGGAAUGAAACAUGAGAGGAAACUAUACAUGCUUUUGUUAUCUGUCCUUUAAGCGCAUGAUGGAAAAUUUGCAUUCAGCAUUAGCAGAACCAAUUUUAUGCUUUUAAUUUUAAUAUUAGAAUAGUGAAAACAUCAUUGUGUUUGUACAUUAAUUUUUCUGGUAUUUUAAUAUUUAAGUGAAAUAUGAUCACAAUUUAAAAAUCCUUAUAUGUUGCUUAAAAAAUAAGGUGUGAACACAAAUAAUGUUCUUACCUUUAGUUUGAUAAUAUUUCAAAUUGCCUUAAUAAUAAGACUGUUGCCCAAAAUUGGUUCUGCUGAAUUCAAAUUUGAUAUGAGUGUACUUGUUAAACAGAGCCAGUAAAUGCAUGUUUUGUGUCCUCUUGAUAUAUUAUCAUUAAAAAAUAUCACUUUUCAGAAUUUUGAUUGCUUAUAAAGUUACGACUUGUAUAAACAAAAAGAAUAAAUGUGCCUACUAUAACUUGUUAUCUACUGAACAAUAAUUUAAUUAGUUAUCCUUUCUAAACUAAAAUGUACAAUAUAAUAUUAUAUUUGUAUCAAUAGAUGAGUUUGUACGCCUAAUACUAAUAUAAACAAAAUACCACAACCUAACUAGUUAUUGUAAAUUCUAAAUUUUCUUAAUGUAUUAUUAUUUUAUAUUAAUUUUCAGUACUUCAGUGACUUAACACUGUGCAUGUACAAUAAUAUUAUACUAAUUAUUUAUUUCAGUUUGUAUUCAUAAUGUUUUAUCUAAUAAUAUUGUUUUCAUUAUUGUGAAAUACCAACCUACUUGUUACGUAGCUAAUCACUUCUAUAUUUUUGUCAGAGACUUUGGAUUUUGAUUCGAACGGUCUUGGUGAUCGAAAAUGAGAUUAUUCAUUCAUAAUAAUGUUAUUUAUAUUGGCUGUAGGUUGAAUUAUUUUAUUUUUUAAUAAUAUUAUGUAGAUAGCUAUUACAUAUUAAUAUAUUAUUUUAAAAAUUGUAAUAAACUAAUAACUAAUAAGAUUAUAUUGUAACUAAUUACAAAUUACCUAUACGAAGAGACUGAUUUAACUACAGGUAUACGAAUACCAGAAUACUGAAUUUGAUGGCUAUUUCACUUUUUUUAAAAUACUAAUUUAGAUGUAUUAUAUCCAGUACAAAUAGUGUUACAGUACAGUAAUUUUAAAAUUGAUUAUUUUUUAAAAGCAAAUCAAAUUCUCAGAUGAUGUUAAUUAUAUAUAUUAUUACUAUUAUAUUAUUGAAUUUAUUUGUAAAAUUUUCUAAUAUACCAAAUCAUUAUUCGUUCUUAGUUCUAUUUUUUUAUCAACAUUUUAUAAUAAAUUUAUAUUUUCCAUUAAAUUAUUUACAUACAUGUUUAAAAUAAAUGUUUGAUUUGGUUUUGUUUCAGAAAAUGAAGAAAAUGAUAAUUUAUAACAUUGUAUUUUUAAGUUUUUUGUAUAUAAUAUAUUUAUAUAAUAAAUGCAUACACUACACAAUAUUUUUUAUCAUAUAACAUUUUUGCAGAUAUCAGCAUAUUUUCUUAUUUUUCAAUUAUAUAAAUCUCAACCCUACUGAUAACAUAUUAUUAAAUUACGUAAUUGUACAUAAAAUUGAUAAAAAAUAUUGUAUGGUAUAAAAGUAUCUACUAAAAAUAAAUAUAUGUUUAGUUUUUAUGUUGUAAUAAUAAUAAUAAUAAUUUAUUUAAUUUUCAUUCAUAACAUACAUACAUAAUUAAAAAUUCCAAAAAAAUUUUGAAUGUCUCCAAAAGCAUGUCUCUUGUGUAGAGUAAGCAUCACAACAAAAACAAUACAGUACAUUUUUAAUUAAUAAUUUGUUUUAAAAUAAAUGUACAUAUACUAUAUUGUGUAAAAUAAAUUAUAUUAUUUGUGUAUAAGAUAUUUGUAUAUCUCCUUUAAUAUUGAAACAUGAAUUUAUUUAUUUCUGUACCUAUUUAGGUAAUCUUCUAUUUAUUUAUUUUUUGAAUACUGUAAUAUGAUUUAAUUUUGCUCUUCAUAGUUUUACUGUAUAUAAGUGUAACAAACUAUAUUUAAAUAAUAGUCUCUGUGUGCCUAUAAUUGAUUUAGUCUUUAAAAUUUAGAAAUUGUUAAGUUUGUUAGCAUUGGUUAUCUGUUCAUUCAAAUUUUUGAAUUAAUUUGAGUUUUCCUAGUAUUAAAGUCAUUAUUUUUAUUUUUCACGCGUAUGUAUCAUACGUACUCAUAUGUACUCAUAUAUCAUUAUUUAAUGAAUUCAGUUUAAAUAUUUUCAAGAUGGCACAAUACAAUAAUAUUUUAUGCAUGCUUAUAAACUCAUUAGUUUCAAUUUAUAUAUUUCCUGAAGUAUUUGAACUCAUUAUUUAUUUAAAAUACGUAAAUUAUUAAUAUUAUAUAUUUACAAAAAUAUUGCAUUUUUCAUCUAGUUUUUUAUUUUCAAUGAUUAUUGUCUUUUAUUUUUUAACUGUUUUAUUCAUAAAAAAAUUAUCAACUAUAAUAUUAUCAUUAUUAUUUUUUUAAUCAAAAUUUAAUAUACACUGAUAUUUUAAAGACACAUACCCUGGACUUAAAUGUUUAUAUUUUACUAUUAAUACUAAACACAUAUUCUAAAAAAAAAUUCAACAUGUAAAUAUAAGUGUAUAUGGUGAUUUUCUCCUUCUAAUUCUGCCAUGUAUUCUCUAAGUAAUUUAACCAAAUCUUGACAAUCCAAAAUUUAUAAUUAACAAUAUGUAAAAUAAAAAUAUUUUUUUAAAUUUAUAUUAUAAAAAAAAAUCAAGUGUGCCAAUUCAAUUUUGAAUGAAAGUAUAAGUUUAUUCAUUUUUAUUUAAAACAAACAUACAGUAAUAUGAAAAUUAAACAAAAGACCAACAAUCUUGAAUAAUCCAUUCAUAUAAUACCAUUUCAAGUAUUUAUCAUUUAUCACAUUUACCUAAUAACCACAUUUAAACUGUAUUAUUAACUAAAUUUUUAUUUUAAGCAUAAUUUCACAUGAAAAAUGUAAUACAUAUUUACAUUAUACAGGACGUGUUCCACGAUAAUUUUUAAUUAUGUAGUAAAAACUAAUUUCCCUCCCACAAUUCAAAAUAGAUAUAUAAAGUUCUUGUUUAACAUAUGGUACUCAUAUAUAUUAAUCAUAGACAUUAAAAAACAAUAGCCUAAUUAAUAAUUAUUUAUUUGUUUUCCAGAAAACCAUCAAGAAUACCAAUCAGAAUUCUUACAAAACGGAAUCUCAAUUGUUUGUCUUUAA
Cinara cedri is the source of this 12012-nucleotide messenger RNA. The record is from the annotation of a GenBank genome assembly. NCBI's taxonomy places the organism in Eukaryota, Metazoa, Arthropoda, Insecta, Hemiptera, Aphididae.